This is a messenger RNA of Epinephelus moara (kelp grouper), 7585 nucleotides long. RefSeq names its product ephrin-A2-like. Bases 678 to 1304 code for a protein of 208 amino acids. Lineage: Eukaryota; Metazoa; Chordata; Actinopteri; Perciformes; Serranidae. Gene Ontology annotation, molecular function: ephrin receptor binding. Gene Ontology annotation, cellular component: plasma membrane. Gene Ontology annotation, biological process: osteoclast differentiation; ephrin receptor signaling pathway; axon guidance. The transcript has 4 exons. The record is from RefSeq and is a predicted model, not a curated record.
AGCAGCAGUGAGGACGGAGCCGGUGACCGAGACAAACGCUCCUUCUGCAGCUGCAACAAACUUUCUUCUUCUUUGUCCUGAUUUCUGGUCCGGCUCGGCUCGGCUCGGCUCGGCUUGGUUCUGCAGCGGCGGAGCGGAAAGUUUGGGUCCGGGAGCAGAAAGGAGGGACCCGGGCAGAGCGGGAUCAGAGACCGGAGAGCCGGUCCUGCUGCGGGGCCGCGGGUCUGUGUGAAACUCUGAAAGUGCAGCUGUUACAUAAGAGACACAAAGAAGACCUGAACCCGGACCGAGAGCUCCGGAACCCUGAUCCGGACUCCGCUGGACCGGUUACUCUGAGCAGGACGCACAUGGACGGAGCGGCGGUGUGCGCGCACGCGGGCCUGCAGCGGCUCUGAUCCGGUUCCGACGGUUCACAGAAAACAUGAAACUUUUGGACAGUUGGUCCCGGAGCCGGAUCGGGACCCACGCGCCGGUUUUAAGGUGAAGAAGAAGUCGGAUGGAUUAUUGAUCAUCAGUCAGAGAAUGAGUAUUGAUUAUUGAUCUGAUCAGAUCAUCGUCAGUGAGCCUCGGAGUCUUUGAUGUGUUCUGGUUCCGGUCCCUGCGGGUCUGCACGCGCUCACAGCUGAAGACAGGAGACGCGGAUAUUCGGCGGGACGCAGCGCGCCGCUCCGCCGCACAUGGAGCGCUCCGGGCGGCCGCUGCUGCCGCUGCUGCUCGGCCUCCUGCUCCGGCUCUGCUCCGCCGUCACUGACGACCGACUCAUCUCCGACCGGUACGCGGUCUACUGGAACAGCUCCAACCCCAGGUUCUUUCGGGGCGAGUACACGGUGGAGGUGGCGAUCAACGACUACCUGGACAUCUACUGUCCGCACUACGAGUGGGCGGAGGCGGCUGAGCGCAUGGAGCACUACGUGUUGUACAUGGUGAACUACGACGGCUACACCACCUGCGACCACCACAGGAAGGGCUUCAAACGCUGGGAGUGUAACCGACCACAGAGCCCCAACGGACCGCUCAAGUUCUCCGAGAAGUUCCAGCUGUUCACGCCCUUCAGCCUGGGCUUCGAGUUCAGGCCGGGCCACGAGUACUACUACAUCUCGUCUCCACAUCCAAACCUGGCUGGGAAACCCUGUCUGAAACUCAAAAUCUACGUCAAACCAACCAAUGAUUCGGUGUACGAGUCUCCGGAGCCCUUCCUGACAGACGACACCACCGGUGGCUGCAACAUCGCUCUGCCCCGCCUCUCCCUGCUGUCAGCUAUGUUGCUCGCCCUCCUCCUCAUGCUCAUCCUCACCUCCUCAUAGCACCUCCUGCUCCUCUUCUUCUUCCUCCAGUUGGACCGAUCGCCGUCUUCCCGUCACUCUGAGGAGAAAACCUGAGACAAGAAACAAAUCCAGCCCUCCUCUCCCUGACCUCUGACCUCUGACCACCUAUACCACUCAGCAGUGCAGCCAAUCAGAGGUGGCUGAGGUCACUGGUGGGAGGAGCCUGGAGCUGCAUACUGAGUCACUGCUGGAAUCAUCUUUGCUCUCUGAUGGAUGUUUCUGCUUCGACAGAGUCCAGACUCCCACGUUAAAUUUAACACUUCCCAACCUGACAUACAGACAUACGUGUUUAUGUAUGUUUGGUUGUUUUACAGUUUUACAGUAUAUUUAUCCAACUUCUGCCUCUUAAGUUCCUGACACUUGUUAGAUGUUUUUUUUAUUCUGCCGCCAAAAUGAAACCUGAGUUUCAGUUCAGAUGCCAAAACUUUACUUUGAGUAAAAGUACUUUGAGUCUAAAUACAUUUUUCUACAUAACCCUUUUUUGUUUUUCUAAAAAAAGCCAAACUUAAAGGACCACACCAGCAGUUCAACAUGUUUUAGGUGUUAACUAUGAAUCUACAAACCCUCAAAAUUCACAAGCAGUUCUGUCGUGCAGAUUCAAUCACAAAGUGUCGUCCUUUGGGACACCCAAAAACUAUAAUAACCAGUGCAGGCGAGGUUGUCAUCUUAUAUCAUGUCUGUAACAUUGCAUAAUGAUCAUGAUCCAUGAUAUUUUCUGAAUCUUACAAAAGCUUUUGGACAAGUUAAGAGAUGACGCUCUCACUGUCGAAGCCCCUAAACAUGAUGUUUCUUUAAUCUUGUGCCAGAACUUGACUCUGAGGCUGCUGUCAGCCCUAGAGUGGUCUCCUCUGGUCUGAAUCAGGGACUCAUGUUGUUCCAAAGUUGUAUAAUUGCCUAGAGUUGGUUCGUGUUCUCACGACAGCAUUUACAAGAGGACCAGAUCAAAUGCCUUGUGUGAGAAAGCUGCUCUUGAUUGGUCAGAAUUUCCAUGUGGGAAAAAUCCAGGAAGUAAAGCAAACGUUGAAGAAGAGUACACUUGCAAGAUAAAUGUGACACUUUCUAAUGUCACAAUGGAGGGACAACUACGCAGGUUGAUUUUAGCGCUGCUCAUCGUGGACUAUAUUGCUGUCAUUGUUCAUUUUAGUCAAACCAUACAGUUUGAAAACGAGGCGCGGCUCCAACUAGAAAACAAUGUUUUGAUGCAUUGGAUGUGCUGAAUGUGCAUAUUAAGGCAGUACAGGAGGAGGUGCACUGAGGGAGCAAACCAACUGGAGUUCGAUUGAACUGAACCAAACACGGCAGGUGUAAACGCACCCUAAACCUACAAAACUUUAACUUCAGGGUCUCCAAACAAGACGCUUUAUGUCCCAACUCAACCUUCAGGUGUAUUUUGGAGAUUUAAAUGUACUUCUUCAGCUGUUCCAGGCAGCGGCUGGUUUCAUGUCAGAGCAGAAUUACAAUCUUUUAACAGAGGAGCGUUGUUGGAGUUUAUUCCAUCACUGUAAACAUGAUGGAAUAAACAUUCACUCUGCAUUCAUUUAAUCUGACACUAUUGAUCUGAGGUAUUUAACCUGCGUCAUGCAGCAAUAAUGAUAAAAAGCCAGAGCUGAUGUUCUCUGUGAUGUCUUUAACAAUAUGAGCAACAGUUUGCUGGUAAUUUUUUAUAUUGUACAGUAUGUAAAUUAACAGAAAUCAAUGGCUGCCUGGAGAGAAAAAUACAUCAAAAACUGGGGAAAAAAACUUUAAAAUAAAUAUGGAAACCCUGAAGUCCCAAAAGCAUGCUUUUAAAAUAAAAUUAAAUACCUUAUUUCCUCAAAUAAAAGUCGGAUCUCGAAUAAUGGCUGGAGAAAUAAAACAAAGAAGGAUAAACUUGUGGUACCUGUUAUAUAAUCACAUGUACAUCUCGAUACUUUAAUAAAUCAAUGAAUAACGUCAUGUUAUUUACGCACUUUGGAGACCUCCUCUAAAACAUGUUAAUUUUCCAGCCAAACUAGAUUUUGUAGUAACGUACAUGUGCCACAAGACAGCCGUAGCUACUUUUGAUUUAUCGUAUAGGAACUGAGCAAAUAUUUCACAAUAAAAGCCUUGAUAGGAAAUUAAGGUAUUCUGUCCACUGAAAGGCUUUUCAUUUGGAAUACAUACAGGAAGUGUUGAAUUUGUUUACAGCAAAAUGCUGAAAAAAUAGCAGAUCAGAAAAGGAGGCUUCAAAAUAAAAUAUGACCAAAUAUUUUUAUCAAACAGUGUGAAUUAGAAAUGAAUCUGAUAUCCUCUGCAGCUGAGCUAAAUAAUGAACAGAAUAAUAUUUACAGUAUAUUCUUUUAAAUAUCCUACACAACAUAUUAUGCUAAUAAUUUGAUCUUGUUUACAAGCUUUAAAAAAUACAUUUUUAGGAUUUUAAAGGGUCCAUAAGUUCAGCUAAAACUUGCAAACACACUGAUGUGGUCUUUCAGUACAACGUUUGACUAAAUAUGGUACACAAUUAACAAAAUUCUUAUUUAAAUCAGGAAAUAUCUGAGAAACCAGAGUAAAUAUCAGAUUAAGCAGUCAGGGAGAUGAGCAGGUACAAACACCACUGACUUAAUGAAUCUUUUUGGUACCAAGUGACGUGAAAAACAAAUUUUAGAUUCGUACCAAAUAUUUACCUGAAACGCGGCGGUCAGUGGAGUCCAGCUUCAGUCGGUUUCUCUGCGGAGAAAUGAAACAUAUCAGGCUGAUUAUCAUCUUUGAUUCUUCAUCACAGCUCUGGACUUCUUCAUCAACAGACAGAAUAUCAUCAUCAGCAGCAGCAGCAGCAGCAGCAGCAGCAGCAGCAGAAACGGACUCUAACAGACUUCAGUCAGAGCAGCGUUCACCAGUUCUCUGUUCUGCUGCAGCUGUUAGUUGUAACCUGGUUUGUCCCACAACAUCAGUUUUAUCUCUGAGACAUUUUCACUGAUGAUACAGUCACAGAAACUGGACACAGCCGUCAAACACAACGCAGCAGCUCUACUGACAAAACUGCUGCUACGGCACAUCCAACAGAGUCUGACAUUUGAGUGACGACCGCUAAAAAUACUGCUAACUCUGACAUAGCUUCACAGUCACUGGGGACAGCCUAACAACAAGCUAAUGUAGCUUCACAGCUCAAUGCAGCAAGCUAAUGUAGCUUCACAGACCUACUGGACAAGCUAACCUAGCUUGACAGACUUAAUGGUAAAGCUAAUGCAACUUCACAGACCGACUGGAUGAGCUAACGUAGCUUUACAGACCGAUGGGACGAGCUAGGGACAAGCUAACAUGGCUUUAAAGAUAGACCAGACAAGCUUAUGUACCUUUACAGACAGUAAAGAAUAGCUACGGACAAGCUACGUAGCUUCACAGACCUACGUAAUGAGCUAACAUAGCUUCACAGAGUAACAGAACAAGUCAAUGACAAGUUAGCAAAUUCUCAGACCUACUGUCUCAGCAAUGUAGCUUAACAAACCUGCAGGGUAAGCUAAUGUAGCUUUACAGUAAAACAAAGUAAUGUUUUACAAUGCCACAGGACAACCUAACAAUGACCUAAAAUAACUUCCUAGACCUACAAGGGAAGGUAUUGUAACUUCAUAGACCUACAGUACAAGUUGACGUAGCCCCACAGACCUAGGGGAUGAACUAAUGUAGCUUGAAAGACAGAUGGGACGAGCUAGGGAAAAGCUAAUAUAGCUUUAAAGACUGACCAGACAAGCUCAUGUACCUUCACAGACCUAAUGAUAGAGCUAACAUAGCUUCUCAGACCUGCAGGACAAAUGUAACUUCACAGACCUGCAGGGUAAGCUAACGUAACUUUACAGUAAAACAAGGUAUUGUAGCUUCACAAUACAAAAGGACAAUUGAAUGAUGACCUUAAAUAACUUCCUAGACCUACAAGGCAAGAUAGCAUAGCGUCAAAGAUCUACGGUACAAGCUAACGUAGCUCCAUAUGCCAAUAGAAUGGGCUAACAUAGUGUCACAGUGCGACAGUACAAACUGAAUUGGGCUUUACAGACCAACGAGACAAGCCAACAACAAGCUAAUACAAUUUCACAAACCUACAGGGCACACAGGGCUUUACGGACUUAGAGCAUGAGCUAACACAGCUUUAUGUGCCCAUAAAACAGGCUAACAUAGUUUCACUGAGCGACAGGAUAAGGUAAUGACAAGCUCACAUAACUUCCCAGACCUAUAAGACGAGCCAGUGUAGCUUCACAGACUUAUGGGGCAAGAUAACGUAGCUUCACAGACCUAUAGAACAAGGUAAUGUAGCUUCACUGAGCAACAGGACAGCUUAAGACAAGCUAACAUAACUUUCCACACCUAUAGGAUGCACUAGUUUCACAGACCAGUGGGACAAGCUAAUGUAACUUUACAGACCUAUGGGGCAAGUUAGCGUAGCUUCACAGACCUAUAGAAUAAGGAAAUGUAGCUUCACAGAGCGACAAGACACCCUAACAAUAAGCUAGCAUAACUUUCCAGACCUACAGAAUGAGCUAAUGUAGCCUCACAGACUGGAGGAAGAGCUAACAACAAGCUAACGAAGCUUCACAUAAAUAGAACAAGGUAAUGUUGCUUCACUGAGCAACAGAACAACCAAAGACAAGCUACCAUAACUUUCCAGACCUACAGGAUGCACUAAUGUAGUUUUACAGAGCAGUGGGACAAGCUAACGUAGCUUCACAGACCUAUAGAAUACGGAAACGGAGCUUCACGGAGCAACAAGACAACGUAACGAUGAGCUAACAUUACUUUCCAGACAUACAGGUCGAGCUAAUGUGGCUUCCCAGACCAAUGAGACGAGCUAACAACAAACCAACAAAACAUAAGGACAAGCAAAGGAUGAGCUAACGUACCUCCACAGACUGACAGAUUAACACAAAAAGAAUUACACGCGUAAAUGUUCACCCUGAAAUAGAUUCAUUUUCUAAUAGUUUCUGUCGUUGUGGCUCAUUUCUGUGACCGUAAUCAUUCUGUUGAAUAAAGAAAUAAAUCAGAUGAGACUGUUGUCUCUCUUUCUCUCAGCAGACGGCCUUUUUUUCUGUAAAUCUGCCAAAGACUAUUAUUAAACUUUUCUAUUAGCGGGAAAAGUCAUACAGCAGCUACAGGGGUCAUCCUGGCCCCGCCCACUUCUGCCAUAGCGGGCGGGGUUAUGUCUAGGGGAGGAGUCAAGUCGAUUCUUUUUUUUCUAAAUCGUGUUGUCAAAUAAAAACGAAUGUUAAGUGCAAAACAAAAAUGAAACAAUCAAAAAUGGCCUUUUUCCCACUGGUGCUGAAUUUUUAGUGACUGACUGACUUGUUUUCUGGGAAACAGCGACACUGUGUGGUCGAGAAGACGCUUUCUUUUCUCUUCAUCUCUUCAUACUAUCCCUCCAUCUCCACUGAUGGAGGAGGAGUGUGUCCUUGUGUGUGUGGACGAGCAGGGGCAUGCUGGGAAAUGCAGUAUAUAUGUAAUGAAGGCACUGUGAUGGAGGAUGGACGGCAGAUGUAGCACUUGGACUCCUGUGGAGAAACAGACUGACUUUGUUUCCUCGUUUGGGACAAAAAGAGCGAAAAAUCAAGUUUUUAUUUUACGUUUGUGCCAUUUGUUUUUCUGUUUUAAAAAAUGUAGGAGAAAAUUCAUAUGAGAUAUGAAUUCAUGAAGGAAUCAGUCGGAUGUUUGUUGUUGUUGAUGUUGUUGCUGUUGUUGUUGUUGUUUUUCUCCUUUAUGUUCCUGCUUGCAUCACAAUGCAUUCUGGUCCUUGUAGUCCUGUGCUUUCCGGUUCUGUUGAGGUGUAAGGGUUCGGUGGGUUUUACGGUCCAUCGUCCUUUUCUGGGUUGAUUUUCGUGUGGAUGGAAUCCGUUUUUCGUGGCGUAAGAAAUGUUAAAGAAGCCGGAGGAAAGAAAAACUACAGAAAAAAGUUCUGAGUGGGAGUGAGACCUCCCUGCUGUCUCUGGUUUACAGUGUCUCUGAGAAGAAAAUGUUUUUCUACAUCCAAAUGUCUGCAUAAUCUAUUCUCUGAAAGACAAAAAAAUCUGUUUUUGUAUAUUUUCUUAUUGGAUGCUUAUAAAGUCCUGUUAAAGAAUGCAUUUAUCUGAUUGGCUAAAGAGCUAACGAGGGGUCAGAGGUCAGCGGGCCUCUUCAGGACAUUUUUUUCUGCGCUGCAUGAGCAGGAAAAAUUAAACUUAAAAAUACAUUUACUGAAUUAACUUUGAAGAUGAUUUCAGAGAGAAAAUGUUAAGAAGUGUAUGAAUCUGUGUUUGAUAAAUUCACCAAUAAAAAAAAAACUU